Paramuricea clavata is the source of this 535-nucleotide messenger RNA. NCBI's taxonomy places the organism in Eukaryota, Metazoa, Cnidaria, Anthozoa, Malacalcyonacea, Plexauridae. The record is from the annotation of a GenBank genome assembly.
AUGGCCUUAUGUGAAGAGCGUUCAUGUGGUUUGAUAAUUUUUCGUUGUGUUUUAAACAAUCCUGUCGAAUAUCUUCUUUUGCAAGCUUAUGGUAGCCAUCACUGGACGCCACCAAAAGGGCAUGUCGAGUUAGGUGAAAGUGACAAAGAAACGGCUUACAGAGAGACACGAGAAGAGACAGGCUUAGAGGUCCAUUCUUUACAGUUGACAAAAGAUUUUAAAGUUGAAUUGGAAUAUCCAGUUAAUGGUGCAGUGAAGAAAGUCAUCUAUUUUCUCGCAGAGCUGACUGAUCAAGAGUAUGAAGUUAAGUUGUCGGAGGAGCACACUGGUUUUGAAUGGGCAGAUCUUAGCAAGGCAUGCGAGUUGGUGAAGUACCAAGAAACACAGGGUGCUCUAGAAUCUGCAGAGAAAUUUAUUCAGGGAAACUGUUGAUAUAAAUAAAUGCCCCUGGAGAUUUAUUUAAACCUAAAUAUGUAUCAGGUUUAUAAAAGAAAUAUUUCCACUUUGUAAUGGUUAUUGAUAGCAUACAUUUACU